Molecule: messenger RNA, 186 nt
Organism: Penicillium digitatum Pd1
Lineage: Eukaryota; Fungi; Ascomycota; Eurotiomycetes; Eurotiales; Aspergillaceae
Source: RefSeq, a predicted model, not a curated record
AUGAUAGCCGCCUAUCUAUUUUUGCCAGAAUGCCAGGAACUGAUUGAGUUCGUCGAAAAUAAUUCCGUGAAUGAGGACUCAGUCAAGGCAUUGGCAAACUCCAUGCUUAGCUACUACUUCCCCCUCAUCAAUGGCUGGAUCAAUGCGCCGAAGCAAAACCGAAACAACAAGAGAAAGCACUUAUAG